Molecule: messenger RNA, 987 nt
Organism: Dovyalis caffra
Lineage: Eukaryota; Viridiplantae; Streptophyta; Magnoliopsida; Malpighiales; Salicaceae
Source: the annotation of a GenBank genome assembly
AUGUCCAUCACAGAACUCUCAUCUGACACUGGUAAAGCUUACAAGAAAUCUUUGCAUCGGAGAAAUGAUUCUGAUGAGCUUGAUGUGUUCGAGGCGUCAAGGUAUUUCUCAGGAUACAAUGAAGCAGGUGCAGGGUAUAAGGGUGCAACUUACACCCAGAAAGUCAUGAGAGAAGAUCAUAAACAUUCUUGGAGGGGAGGGAGAAUGAGCCUAGAUGUACCUAUGAGAAAUCCACUACCUCACCUUCUCCAUCAACAGUCUCAUACAGUGGAGAAGCAAAUACUGAAAGAGAAGAAAUACAAGCAACCAAGCUCUCCAGGUGGUAGACUAGCUAGCUUCUUGAAUUCUCUCUUCAAUCAAACAAGCUCUAAAAAGAAGAAAUCAAAGUCCGCCACAAAAUCAUUGAAAGAUGAUGAUGAGAGCCCUGGUGGAAGGAGGAAAAGGAGGAGCAGCAUUAGUCAUUUUCGAAGCUCGAGCACUACUGAAACAAAGUCUUUGUAUUCUUCUUCAAGUUCUGGUUUUAGGACACCCCCUCCUUAUGCACACACUCCUACAAAGGGCUACAAGGAGUUCAGAAGCUAUUCGGAUCACAAUCAAAUAGUUUCCUUGUCAAAGCAGAAUGGGACUGUGAAGUCCGCUGCCUUCCAAAAUGAGAUAUUGGAUGAUAAAAAGAACACAGAUUUAUCUUGGCUGGAAGAUAAAUAUAAAUUCAAUGAUGGGUUCUCAGAUCAGAAAGUAACCAAGAAUCGUGGUAACCAAUAUGUAGAGAAAGAGAGGACUUGGGUUGACCAGUAUACAUCAGGAGAAAAGGAAUUUAGGAAGUUCAAUGAGUUGGAUGAUGGAGCUGAGAGUGAUUCAAGCUCUGAUUUGUUUGAAUUGCAAAACUAUGACUUGGGUAUCUACUCAAAUGGUCUGCCUGUGUAUGAAACAACACAUAUGGAUAGCAUCAAAAGAGGAGCAGUACCAAUUUCCAAUGGCACCCUAUAA